Messenger RNA from Seminavis robusta, 1002 nucleotides. NCBI's taxonomy places the organism in Eukaryota, Bacillariophyta, Bacillariophyceae, Naviculales, Naviculaceae. The record is from the annotation of a GenBank genome assembly.
AUGUGCAAGACAUGUCCCAAAGACGAUUCUGCCACGACGGCGCAACGCACGGCCUUUUGGAAAAAGGCGAUUGAACUGAGCGACCAGACCAAUUUGCAGAUUGAAGAUGGCGCUCACUGCUGGGUGUGUUUGGAUGGGGACGACUUGAUGGAAGGCGACGACUCGUCUAACACUUCGACACCCAGCCAAUUGAUUCGUGGCUGUGCGUGCCGCGGUACCGGCGGCUACGCGCAUCCGGAAUGCGUGGCCAAUUGGGCAUACAAAGAAGACGAAAAGCACUACACGGGCACCGCCAUGAAUUCCUUCAACUACUGGAGUACCUGCCCCACAUGCCGCGAAUCGUACACGGGCACCAUGGCCCUGCGCAUUUCGGAAAUUCUCUGGCGUCAAAUCCAACAUUCCAAACAUCCUCUUAGUAGUGUCCGCUAUUUGGACGCACUCGCCAAUCACGCCAAGGCGGUGCUCUGCAAUGGUGAUGCCGAGUUGGCACAAGAACUCUAUGCUCACUUGAUUGAUUUGACCCGUCAACACGGCGUCCGAUUGCACAAUUCGGACAAUUUGACCAAAAUGGCCAUUUGCAAACAAUUUUUGGGAGAAUUCGAUGCCGUGCCGCCUCUAUUAGAUGAAGCCAUGCAGAUUAUUGUGGAAGAACGCGGCACGGAUUCGUCCGAAGCCAUGUUUAUUCGGUACUCGUACAUUCAGUACUUUUAUAAUAUUGGACAAAUCCAACGGGCCAUUCCACUCAUUGACAAGGUCGAAGCCAAAAAGGACGUGUUCCUCAAACCGGACGAUCCACGAUCCAUUCGCAUUACCAAUACAUUGGCCAUGGUCCAGUGCGAGCUGGGAGAUGACGACAAGGCACAACGGUACGGCAAGGACUCGUACGAACGAUCCAAGCGUGUGUUGGGAGAACAUCAUCCCGAGACGUUGCGAUACCGAGGAUAUCUCGAUAGUAUCGAACGAAUGGUUCGUCAACGACGUACCAAGCGACAACGGUGUUAA